Molecule: messenger RNA, 3054 nt
Organism: Leptidea sinapis
Lineage: Eukaryota; Metazoa; Arthropoda; Insecta; Lepidoptera; Pieridae
Exons: 10
Coding region: 142-1935 (597 amino acids)
Source: RefSeq, a predicted model, not a curated record
GUUAUCAAACAAUGUUGGACACUAUAAGUCUCGUAAACACUCGUCAACUUUUCAUUCUGUUGCACGCAAGGCCUGCAUGUGUUUGUUGUCUCAAAAAUUGAAAGGUGAAUUACGUUGUUUGAAAAUAUAAAAAUAUCAAAGAUGACGACCGAAUAUGAUAAUCACACAUGCCAGGGACCUCCUCCGUAUCCUGGUCUUCAACAGUCUUUCGACCCAGCCGCAAGCCCGUCCACAGUGAACGACCCAGUCAUCAACAUCAUCAGCAGAACGUUGGCACCAAAUGAAAGAAUAAUAGUAUGCGGGUCUUGCUGGCAAUAUAUCAAUAUUCGACCCAGUGCAAAAAAGGGCAAUAACGAUAAUAUAUCCCAGGAACCUGUAUCGUUUCCUGAUCCUCAGCAGCUUUCCGAUACGUACCAGCCCCAAGUAGAAGUACCACAUGGACUGACUGAAAUACCUACCAUUAACAUUAUCAGCAAUACAUUGGGACCCAACUCUCAAAUAAUAGUCUGCUACACUUGCAGCGAACAUAAAAUUACUCGAUUCGAGAGGAAACAUUUCACAAGAACUUCGUAUUUCAUUGGAUCUGAAGAGGCCAAUGAAUAUUACAAGUACUCAUCCCAGCACCAACUUCCACCGUACCCUGGUCUUCAACAGCCUUCUGAUCAACUCAAUAGCCAGUCGCAAGUUAAAGUACAGCCUGGUCUAACUGGAAGCAAUGUCAUUAACAUCAACAGCAACACAUUACAACCCAACGCUCAAAUAAUAGUGAAGAGAAAGGGAACUAAGAACUUAAGAACUUCAUUUUUAUUUGGAUCAAAAAUGGAGACUAAAUCAUCUGCCACGAGUCUGCCACAGGUAAAAUCACCGCAUGAACUGACUGGAGUACCUGUCAUCAACAUUAUAAGCAACACGUUGGGAACCAACUGUAAAAUAACAGUCGGCUGUCUUUGCCUCGAACAUAUCAGUACUCGAGUGGAUAGCAAACCUUCAGUGAGGAUUGCCUCAGGUUUACUUGGUGCUAAGAAGGGCAAUAAUAGUAAUCUAUCCCAGGAAUCGUAUGAUGAUCCUCAGCAGCCUUCCGAUCCGGGUCAGCCCCAAGUAAAGGUACCCCAUGGACUGACUGAUAUACCUACCAUUAACAUCAACAGCAACACAGUAGGAUCCAACUCUCAAAUUUUAGUCUGCUACACUUGCAGCGAACAUAAAAGUACACGAUUCGAGACGAAACAUUUCACGAAAACUUCAUGUUUCAUUGGAUCAGAAAAGGCCACUGAAUAUUACAAUUACUCAUCCCAGCACCAGCUUCCACCGUACCCUAGUCUUCAACUGCCUUCUGAUCAACUCAAUAGCCAGUCGCAAGUUAAAGUACAGCCUGGUCUAACUGGAGGCAAUGUCAUUACAAUCAACAGCAACACAUUACAACCUGACGCUCAAAUAAUAGUGAAAAGAAAGGGUACUGUAAGAACUUCAUUUUUAUUUGGAUCAAAAAUGGAGACUAAAUCAUCUGCCACGAGUCUGCCACAGGUGAAGUCACCGCAUGGACUGAAUGGAGUACCUGUCAUCAACAUUAUAAGCAACACGUUGGGAACCAACUGUAAAAUAACAGUCGGCUGUCUUUGCCUCGAACAUAUCAGUACUCGAGUGGAUAGCAAACCUUCAGUAAGGAUUGUCUCAGGUUUACUUGGAUCAAAAAUGAGCAAUGAUUCUUACAAUAACCCCUACCAAAAACUGACUGAAAAACCUAUCGUUAACAUCCAUAGCAACACAAUGGGACCCAACUCUCAAAUAAAAGUCUGCGGCUAUAAUGGCAUCCAUAUCAUACAGGUGGACGGGAAACCUUCCAAGACUACUUAUUUCUUUGCCAUUUUUUCAUGUUUAAUUGGAUGCUGGUCGUGCGCAUGUUACCGUAACAACUCUGAACAAUAUUGUUCUUAAUGAUAUUCACAUAAUUUUGUUCAUAUUUUAGGUGUCAAGGGUUACUUUAAGUGCAGACAUAUGGAUGUUUCGGUGUUGCUGAUUGCAUAACUGGAUCAAAUUAUUAAAGCAAUACUCCUCGACAGCUUUAUUAACUUCGUAUUGGCAAUAAAUAUUUUAAUUGGAGCUUUUAUAGGUUUUAACCAAACCUCAAUUCGAAAAUUAUUAGCUUUUUCUUCUAAAUUAUUGAUCAAAAUCGAGUGCUUUUAACGCAUAAAAAAGGUGGAAGGUGCAAACUGCGAUAGACUUAUUAUCAUCGCGUAACGUAACAUAUUAUAAUCACUGUUUAAUUUUAAGUACCUAUUGUCACAAUACAAGUAAAAGAUCAGUUGCGUUCCUCAGUGGUCUCCCUAAAAUUUAUACCUACGCGACGUCAGUGCGGAACACUCGGGUUAGGCGUAGUAAUUUAACGAGGACUGCGGCGACCAGUCUAGAAUGCGUACGGCGUGGCACUCAAUAGUUUUGUCUUCCUAGAUUGCUUAGCGACGGUGUAAGCUCGAUCGAGCGCUAAGUAUGAAGUAAACGUACUGUCCUAUUACUGUUUUUUGCUAUUGGUAGCAUUUCGAUAAAAUAUUUUAUUGCAAUAACAAAUUAUAACAUAUAUAUAUUGAUAAAGUAUUACAUUUGUAAGAGAUACGAUUACUAAUAGAUUGUAAUGCUAAUUCCUGUAAUGUUUUUAAAUGUAAUAUUCAUAGCAGUAAUCAUCUAGGAAUGCUGCGGAAUUCACAAGUGCGUUUUACUGGUCUUCAAAAAUGUCUUACUUAUGUUUCGUUCUAUAUUAAGUCUUACAUUAUUUAUUUGUUUGAUUAAAUCACUCUUAUUUAAACACAAAUCACUUUCUUGCCUAGAUUUCAAUUUUAUUUUAAGAUUCAUGUUUUAUCUUGCUUACUUAUGGCUGUCUGCUUUGAAUUAAUUACUGCAUGAUUCAUUUAUGUACAAUAAACAUUCAAGUUAAGCUUACUUAGAAUGUUAAGGUGUAUUCGUACUUAAUUUAACAUGUUUAACACAUUAUAUUCUUUCAUUUAAAAAUCUAUGCUACUUAUUUUUGUAUUACGAGUAGUUGUAUAUUUUUAUAUUUUG